AGACUCGUAUCGGGGCUCUUAUCAAGGACAUGGUGCAUAUCCGCGAUGUGUCGUAGCGACCCUCGCGUACGAACAUUCCAUCGUGCGGUCAUGUUGUACGCUUUGGCUUUUUCGUAAAGGGGGCGAUCGUAGGUGACAAAUUAGGGGUGUCUAGUUUCAUUUUGGCUCGAUAUACGUAUCGAUGUGUACGUGCAUUCGUCGUGAAAACUAACGAGGGUCGUACGGGCCGUCUGAUGAUCGUAUCAGAACAAACGAAUCGAAGCUACGAGCUUUUUUCAUCCCAGAGGCGAUUAUCGACGAGGAGCAGAAUAUCCUUGCCUUUGUGCGAAGACACUGGCCUUAGCUGUCAAGUGCAGCUAUGCUGCUCACACUAAUGAAGGGCGGUGCGUGCAACGGUGUUACUCGAAAAGUGUGGAGCCAUCUGCCCUAGCCUGACAUCGUCGUCGGGAUGUUUUAGUACCGAAAUCGAGGUACCGGGCAAUGAGCAUCAUGUCGGUGCCUGGAUACUCUUACAGCUGGUAGUACCGUAUUGAUACUGGCUUUCUACCAGUGGGACUCAGACCUUUAUUAUACCUUCUACGCUUCCUACCCUAGACUUGUACAUGCACAAACGCACACGCGUAGCGUAUGCGCAUGUGUUUUGUCAACUAUUGUCUACACAUCAUGAGAUUCUUGGGAUUUGUAUCAUUUCCCACUUCGCCUACUGUGCUGCUGUCUUCUGUGCUGCCAUUGCCAUUCCAUCGAUUAUCCCUUUCAUCCAUGUCUGUUGCCACCUGGUUUAUGGUGGUAUUGGUAACAGCAGCCAUAGAUACACCUACUAGUACCGUUCCACCUGCUCAAGAAAACAAAUCUCUACAUGUGGUAACACAGUUUCCUUCGGGGGACAGUCAACGAUAUGGAUUUUAUCCUUUAGAUCCAAAUACAACGAGAGAAGGUGCCCUCCGAUUUAAUCACCUCACUAUAGAUCCUGCUACAGGACGAUUGUAUGCAGGUGCCAUUAACAGACUUUUACAGUUAGAUUCUAAUCUCAGACUGGAAGGAUAUGUUAUUACAGGACCAAGAGCGGAUAAUCCUCAGUGUCACGCGACAGGCUGCCCCUCUAGAGACAUAACGACGUCUCUGAUGGACAAUGUGAACAAACUAUUAAUCGCUGAUCUUGAAUCGCAAACAUUGAUCGUUUGUGGUUCCCUUCUUCAAGGUGCUUGCGAAAAGUACAAAAUGUCGAACAUAUCCAUCAAGCCAGAGUUCAUUCCCUACAGCGUAGCGGCUAACGACGAAACUUCGUCCACUUAUGCGUUUAUCGGUCCUGAAAAGUACAACGCGUGGGGAAAAACGAAUAUUUUGUACGUUGGCACCACGUUUACCAACAGGGGAGAAUAUAGGCACGACGUGCCAGCCAUUUCAAGCAGAAAUCUUCACAAUUUAAAGUUCGCUGAAUAUACAUUCAACAAACAGCCGAUCGUGUAUAUCGAUGUCAAGUAUCGAGAUCACUUUUUGGUCAAAUACGUGUACGGUUUUAACGCGAGCGAUUAUGCAUAUUUUGUAUUGGUACAAAAACAAUCUUAUCUUCCCGAACAAGAGGAGCUGGGCUACACGUCGAGAUUGGCGAGAAGUUGUAUAAGCGAUCCAAAUUACGACAGUUACACAGAAGUGACGCUGCAAUGUACCAUCGACCUGGGAGACGGGAAGCAACAUUUUUAUAAUUUAGUGCAAGAUGCAAAAGUGGCGCCGGCCGGAAGCGAUAUAGCGAUGCAACUCGGCAUUUCCGUCGGUGAUCCCAUCUUCGUCUCGGUAUUUUCGCCGAGUAGAGGUAUCACGAACGAACCGUUAACUCGCUCGGCAGUUUGCGUAUACAGUUUACAAGAAAUCGAGACGAAGUUCAACGAAAAUAUUCAUAUGUGUUUCAACGGUAGCACCAAAUAUAGAAACAUGGGCUAUGUCAGUGGUCCUAUACAAGACGGAAAGUGUCCUACAGCAGGAACAACAGGCAAUAUUUUAAACUUCUGCGAGGUGGGCUUAAAGAUCUCUGGAAUGUCGCCGAUCGUUGGACAAGCGAUUCUACAUUUUCCCGACGAAUUCGUUACCUCUGUAACAAUAGCCAAUACCGAGAGCCAUACCGUAGCAUUCCUGGGAACUAACGAUGGAGUUCUGAAGAAAGUUUUACUUUCCGGAACCGAAGCAUUCGUCUACGAAAGCAUUGUAAUCGACGAAGGGAACAGAUUAAUGCCCGACAGUUUAAUUUCACCAGACGGAGAGCACAUUUACGUUCUAUCGAGUUCUAAAAUUUCAAAAGUUCAAGUCGAGCAUUGUAGCAGCUAUACUAAUUGUAGCAGCUGUCUCGACGCGAAAGAUCCUUAUUGCGGAUGGUGUUCCUUGGAAAAAAGAUGUACAGUUAGAGGGGAUUGUCAAAAAGCGAGUCACAGCAGUCCAAGAUGGCUGUCUCUAGGCACAGGGCAGCAAUGCAUUGAUUUUGAGCAAGUUCUACCGGACCGUAUGCCUAUCAAUCAAAUGACUACGGUUCAAUUGACCAUCAGAACUCUUCCCGAAUUACCAGCAGGCGCUAAUUACAAAUGCGUUUUCGGGAACGCGGAACCCAUAGACGCUUUAAUGACCGGUUUUGGAUUGUCGUGUCCUACGCCACCCGUCACGGAGAGAUCCAGUAUACCGGAAGGAGCCGACCAUGUUUUAGUGCCGCUGUCCGUACGGUCCAGCGAAACGAACAAAGACUUUGUUUCGCGAAACUUUGCGUUUUACGACUGCUCCAGGCAUACUGUGUGCACAGAGUGUGUAAAAUCUCAGUGGGCAUGCAGCUGGUGCGUGUACGACAACAAAUGUACGCACAAUACAAGUUGCCAGGGUAUAAUAUCCGGGGAAAAUAAUCAAGCGAGCCUCGCCGCACACGGAGCACAGUAUUGCCCGAGGUUCGUCCAACGCAGCGAACCGUUGAUGUUACCCAACAGCGUACCUAAAGAGAUAGUGCUGGAGGUUGAGAAUCUACCGCAUCCGCAAGUGGGACACAGUGGUUUCCAAUGCAUUGUGACCAUCGAGGGCGCGAACCUGAAAGUACAAGCACGCGUCGACAGCAGCCGUCUGAUAGUUUGCGACAAAACGGUCUACUCGUACGAGGCGGUCACCGGCGAAUACGAGGCGGAGGUGACGGUCGUCUGGAACAUCAAUCACCACGUCGACAAGACCACUAUAAUUCUCUACAAGUGUGAAGUGUUAGGUUCCCAUCGCGAGCAUGCAGAUUGUUCGCUUUGUGUGACGAGGGACGCGCGUUUCGAAUGUACUUGGUGUGGCAACAGUUGCGUGUAUCGACAUUCCUGCUUGCACUCGCCGUUCACCGAAUGCCCGAAGCCAAGGAUAGACAUGAUAAAACCUCUCAGCGGACCGAUCGAGGGUGGAACGCUGGUGACCAUCGAAGGCAGUAAUCUCGGAUUGAAAGAAAGCGACGUGGCGGGCAAAAUACACAUUGGCAACACUCCGUGCACUCUAGUCAAAUACGAAGUGUCCGUGCGCAUUGUUUGCCGCACCGGACGACACGAGGCCACUGAUACGGCUUCCGUCGUGGUCGGCAACGACGCCGGAUACACCGAAAGCGCGGUGCUGUUCAAUUACAAAGACAUACGGCUAUCCGGUGUCUAUCCAUCGGUCGGGCCGCAGAGCGGGGGCACGCAGCUCGCCAUCACCGGCAUGUUCUUGAAUAUCGGCAGCGUUAUUUCGGCUUAUUUGGACGAGCUGCAGUGCCACGUGAACGUGACGCAAGCGAGCAGCACCAGACUGACCUGCGUUACCAGUAAAUCGGACCGCGUGAGGAGAAUCGAAAGACUGACGCUCAGCAUUGACGGCGCGAAUCGCACGCUGGUUGGCAAUCCGUACAAUUACACCAACGAUCCCACUAUCAUGGAAAUCAAACCAUUGACGAGCUUCGCCUCCGGUGGUCGUAUGAUCACUGUCCACGGUACCAACUUGGACACCAUUCAGAAACCCGAGAUGGAGGUGUACUUGGACAACGAACUGCUGCCGAUAAACCGAACCAUCUGCACGGUGUUGAAUCCCACGCAAAUGGAAUGCCCGAGCCCGAGCGUCGCCAAACGAUUCAUGACACUGCGGCGAAACGAACGCGCGGCGGUGAACGGGCAGAGUACGCCGGCGCAGUCGUUGAAACUGAAGGACUCUCAGUUGUCUUUGAAAAUAGCGUUCAUCAUGGACAACGUGGAGAGCGUGAGAGACUUGGAGAAAUACUUUCAGAGCCUCAGGAAUCGUUUGCUGUAUGUAGACGAUCCCAAGUUCCUCGCGUUCCCGCGUAACAUAAAAUUGUACAAAGGAGACACGUUGGUCAUCGAGGGUGAGAAUCUAAUUUACGCCAGCGACGAGUCCGACGUGAACGUCACGGUGGGUACGUUGCCCUGCAACGUGACGUCCCUCGCUUCGACCCAAUUGGUAUGCAUACCGCCCGACCAACAGCCCGCCGACACGGACGAGCUUGGUAUCAAAACCGAGAACGGAUUGCCGCUGGUCGUGGUGCGGGUGGGUAGGAGUCUACGGUUUCCCAUCGGCUACCUUCGUUACGAGGUGAUCAAAUCGUACCCGAUUCCGCCGGAAGCGAUCGCCGGGAUCGCGGCCGGCACGUUCGGUCUCGUGUUUCUGUUCGUUCUGGUACUGAUAAUUUAUAGAAGAAAGAGCACGCAGGCGGAGAGGGAGUACAAACGAAUCCAAAUACAGAUGGAUACGCUCGAGAGCAACGUGAGGAUGGAAUGUAAACAGGCGUUCGCCGAGUUACAAACGGACAUGACCGACUUGACGGCGGAUUUGGAAUCGUCCGGUAUUCCGACCCUCGAUCACAAGAACUACAUUAUGAAAGUAUUUUUUCCUGGCGUCACGCAUCAUCCGAUAUUGAACGAUCCCAGAUCGCGCAGUAACAUCUCCCGAACGAAUUACGACGCCGCUAUGAUACAGUUCGAGCAGCUGAUCAACAACAAGUGCUUCGUUUUAACGUUCAUCGAGACCCUGGAGGCUCAGAAAGAUUUUAAUAUUAGAGACAAAGUAAACGUCGCCUCUCUGCUGAUGGUAGUUUUAAUGGGUAAAAUGGAGUACGCGACCGACAUACUUAUGAAUCUUUUACUCAGAUUAAUCGAGAAGGCGGUGAACACGAAACACCCCCAGUUGAUGCUGAGGAGGACGGAAUCCGUGGUGGAGAAGAUGCUAACGAAUUGGAUGGCGCUUUGUAUGUACAAUUAUCUGAAAGACUAUGCCGGUUCCUCUCUAUUUUUACUGUUCAAGGCCAUAAAACACCAGAUAGAGAAGGGUCCCGUAGACGUGAUCUCGCACGACGCGAGAUACUCUCUGUCCGAGGAAAGGCUGCUCCGGGAACAGAUCGAGCACAACGUCGUCACGUUGCACGUUGUCCAAGAUGAUCUCGACGAGAAGAUACAGUGCAAAGUUUUAGAUUGUGAUACGAUAAAUCAGGUGAAAUCCAAGAUCCUCGACUCCCUCUACAAGAACACUCCGUUUUCGCUGAGACCGUCCGUGCACGACGUAGAUUUGGAAUGGAGACACGGCAGGGGCGGCCAUUUGACGCUACAGGACGAGGAUCUGACGACAAAAUGCAACGGGGAAUGGAAGAAGAUAAACACGUUGGCUCAUUACGGCGUGAAAGAGUCGGCGGUGAUGUCGUUGAUCCCCAGACAGAACGAUGGAUUUUCCGUCGCGUGUAAACCGCCGUGUCACAAUUGCAAACCGUCGCAUUACCAUCACCAACAACAACCGAUCCAUCAUCAUUCGCACCACCACCACCUCCAUCGACACGCGAAUCACUGUUCGUCCACGCAUCUUCCAUCCACGCCCAAUCACAAUUUAAUCAGUCCUGUAAUGUACAAUCAUCCCGUUAGCGGUUUGUAUUUCGAGUCCCAACACUCGCCGCCGAUCAUAACGGCGAACGGCGACGUGGAGAGCGGCCACGGCGGCAAUCAACGAUUAUAUCAUUUAGUGAGGCCUAUAGAAGAGAGCCACUAUCCGCCGGGGAUGGGUUUCACUGGUAGCAAGCAUCAUCAUCCGGAACGAACGCACAAAGCCAUACCCGAGAUAUUUUUAACGAGACUGUUGUCGACCAAGGGCACCGUUCAGAAAUUCGUCGACGACUUCUUGAACACGAUACUAACCGCGAACGAGACAUUGCCGAGCGCUGUAAAAUGGUUGUUCGAUCUCCUCGACGACGCCGCGAAGCAGCACGGAAUCGUCGAUCCCGAAGUGCCGCACGCAUGGAAGUCGAACAGUUUGCCACUUAGAUUUUGGGUGAAUUUUAUUAAGAAUCCAGACUUCAUGUUCGAUAUUAAUAAAUCUACGACGGUCGACUCGAGUCUCUCCGUCAUAGCGCAAACGUUCAUGGACUCUUGUUCGAUGACCGAGCACAGGCUAGGAAAAGAUUCGCCCUCUAAUAAAUUGCUCUUCGCUAAGGACAUACCGCAUUAUCGAGAGAAAGUGGGUCGUUUUUACACAGAUGUACAGAGAUUGCCACAAAUUACCGAUCAAGAAAUGUCUAGUGCCAUGCAACAAUUGAGUGCGUCGCACGCGAACGAGUUCGACGUGAUCGCGGCACUGAAGGAACUCUACAUCUACGUCAGCAAGUAUUAUGAACAAAUUCUUGAGGCCUUGGAGACAGACGCUGGCUGUCGCAAAUUACACCUAGCCCACAGGCUAGAAAAUGUGGCGUGCACGCUCGAGGGAGAAGAAACCAGUGCCUGCUGACACAACCUCCUCAUUGCCAUCCCAGGACCCGUCAAUCUCUCCAGAAACACUGACUAGUGCCUCCACUUCAUGCAUCAGAUACACCUCGUUACAUAUGUACAAAUCUACGCACCAUGUGAAUAACAAUGCCGUAAAUACGUGCGAUUUCGUUAAGGCUAGUCAGGCGAUAGUUUUACAGGAUAAAUAGUCCUGGUGUAGUGUUUGCGUCUCUAUGUCAUGGCCGUAUCGAAAUACGCUCGUACACACGUACAGAUAUCAGCGAACGGUGAGUAACGCGACUCUAACCCUUAAACCUAAUCAGUUUUUAUUGAUAUUGUAAGUUUUGUUUAU
Molecule: messenger RNA, 7077 nt
Organism: Colletes gigas
Lineage: Eukaryota; Metazoa; Arthropoda; Insecta; Hymenoptera; Colletidae
Gene: PlexB
Product: plexin-B
Exons: 8
Coding region: 628-6747 (2039 amino acids)
Biological process (GO): semaphorin-plexin signaling pathway involved in axon guidance; regulation of cell migration; positive regulation of axonogenesis
Cellular component (GO): semaphorin receptor complex
Molecular function (GO): semaphorin receptor activity; protein binding
Source: RefSeq, a predicted model, not a curated record